GCAAACAUGAGCGGACGAGGAAAGGGAGGAAAGGGUCUCGGUAAAGGAGGCGCUAAGCGUCACCGUAAAGUCCUCCGUGACAACAUCCAGGGAAUUACCAAACCCGCCAUCCGCCGUCUGGCUCGCCGCGGGGGGGUGAAGCGUAUCUCCGGUCUGAUCUACGAGGAGACCCGCGGUGUGCUGAAGGUGUUCCUGGAGAACGUGAUCCGUGAUGCCGUCACCUACACCGAGCACGCAAAGAGGAAGACGGUGACCGCCAUGGAUGUGGUGUACGCGCUCAAGAGACAGGGACGCACCCUGUACGGAUUCGGGGGUUAA
Messenger RNA from Cololabis saira (Pacific saury), 318 nucleotides. RefSeq names its product histone H4. Gene Ontology annotation, molecular function: DNA binding; protein heterodimerization activity; structural constituent of chromatin. Lineage: Eukaryota; Metazoa; Chordata; Actinopteri; Beloniformes; Belonidae. Gene Ontology annotation, cellular component: nucleosome. The coding region runs from base 7 to 318 and encodes 103 amino acids. The record is from RefSeq and is a predicted model, not a curated record. The transcript has a single exon. Gene Ontology annotation, biological process: nucleosome assembly.